Messenger RNA from Trichomonas vaginalis G3, 777 nucleotides. RefSeq lists its product as uncharacterized. NCBI's taxonomy places the organism in Eukaryota, Parabasalia, Trichomonadida, Trichomonadidae. The coding region runs from base 1 to 777 and encodes 258 amino acids. The transcript has a single exon. The record is from RefSeq and is a predicted model, not a curated record.
AUGAAUAAUACCAUUAUUUUAAACGCAAUUGAUAACAUCAAGGAGUAUUUUCUUGAUAUGAAUGUCAAGAAAGUUUAUUUACUAUUGUUUGAUACACUUCAUUUUCCAGUUCCUUUCAUUCUCCAAUCAAUUUUUGCGUCUGCUAUUGUUAGAAAGUCAAAACUUAGCAUUUCAAUGUGGUACAAUCUUUUCAUUUCCUUUUUACUUAUUUUCACUGGCCGUUGCACAAUUGCACUUUUAUAUCAUAGAGAUUUUCCGCUGAUUGCUAAGCCAUAUUAUGUUCCAACAUUCUUAGCAAUCUGGGGUAUAGUGAACUUCAGCACUCAUGAUAUUGUUUAUCGUAUCGCCAAAACAAGAUUUUUCAGUUUAAUUGGAAGAUUCAUCAUAGGAUGGAUUCAAGUUCGUGAAUGCAUUCAUGGUGUUAAUAUGGGCUCAAAGAAUGCUGAUCAGAAAUAUUCUAAAAUCAUUUUCAGCGCAAUUAUAUUAUCAUCAUCCGAAAUUAUCAUUUACGCUUUCGCAAACUUAAAAGCACGCGAAUACAACCCAAGGGUACUAUUUAGAUUGAUUCUAAUUAGUAUAAUUUACUAUGUUGGCAUAUAUGAGAAAGAACGUAUCACUACUUAUACUGAUGCAUAUUUCCAAUUCCCAGAUAUGGAAAUUUACAAAUUAAUUUUGCUCGGUUACCAUUUAUUAAUGUAUUUGCUCGAUUCAUUGAUUUUUGGCAUCAAUGAUUCAAUUACCUACCUUGUUAAACAUGUAGAAAAACCAUCUGAAUAA